AUAAACAAGAAAUCCAGUUUUGUAGUGAGGUAGCCGAGUUCUGACUGGGGUGACCACCGAGAGAAGGCGGGGCAGGAUUGCAGAAAGACCAUCCGAAACCCGAUCUCGGAAUUUCUGUUCGCAGCCUCUUAGGCAGGCCGGGGACGGGGCUGAAAUAGCCCAGGUCGGCCUGGACGGGCCUCGCCUUCCAAGAGUCUGCGCUGAUUGGCGGCGGUGGGAUCUCGAGGAGCCAAUCAGAAGUCAGGACUCUCGGUCCCGGACGACGGGCGGACCCAGGAGCUGUGAGUCAGGCGAGACCUCCGAUGUAGAGCGCAGGACUGCGGCUAGAGUCCCUGGCUGCUGGAGAGCGGGAGUCACCUCAGGACCUCGGGUCGUUGCGGAAAUAAUGUCAACUGGAGAUGGUCAGCAAUCACAGGCUCUUACCAAACCCACUUUCAGUGAGGUACAAGCCUCUGCAUUAGUGGAAUCGGUAUUUGGAUUAAAAGUUUCCAAGAUCCAGCCACUUCCUAGCUAUGAUGACCAAAACUUUCAUGUAUGCAUUUCAAGAACCAAAGACACUACAGAUGGCCCAAACGAGUAUGUCCUCAAAAUAAGCAACAGCGAGUCAAGCAAAACUCCAGACCUGAUUGAAGUGCAGAGUCACAUCAUCAUAUUUCUGAGAGCGGCUGGAUUUCCAACGGCCUCCGUGUGUCGUACUAAAGGAGACAACAUAACCUCUCUCAUGUCAGUAGAUAGCGGCUCUGAAAUCAAAAGCUACUUGGUGAGGCUGCUGACUUAUCUCCCAGGAAGACCUAUAGCUGAGAUUCCCAUCAGCCCCCAGCUAUUAUAUGAAAUUGGAAGGGUAGCUGCCAAAUUGGAUAAAACACUGGAGAAAUUCCAUCACCCAAAGUUAAGUAGUCUUCAUCGGGAGAACUUCAUCUGGAAUCUGAAAAAUGUUCCUCUUUUGGAGAAAUACCUGUAUGCCUUGGGCCAGAAUCGGAAUCGAGAGAUGGUUGAACAGGUUGUUCAGCUGUUCAAGGAUGAAGUAAUGACCAAAUUAAGUCAUUUUCGAGAAUGUAUCAAUCAUGGAGAUCUUAACGACCAUAACAUUUUAAUAGAGUCCAGCAAGUCAGCCUUUGGAGAUGCUGUAUAUCAAGUGUCUGGGAUUUUAGAUUUUGAUGACAUGAGCUAUGGCUACUAUGUGUUUGAAGUGGCAAUCACCAUCAUGUACAUGAUGAUUGAAAGCAAGACUCCUAUACAAGUAGGAGGUCAUGUCCUUGCAGGGUUUGAAAGUGUAGUCCCACUGACACCUGUGGAGAGGGGUGCUUUGUUUCUACUUGUAUGCAGUCGUUUUUGUCAGUCACUUGUCUUAGCUGCACACUCUUGCCAGCUAUACCCAGAGAACGAAGAGUAUCUCAUGAUUACUGCAAAAACUGGGUGGAAGCACUUGCAGCAAAUGUUUGACAUGGGCCAGAAAGCUGUAGAAGAAAUCUGGUUUGAAACUGCCAAGUCCUAUGAAUCUGGGAUCUCCACGUGACCAGAUAAAAAUUCACACUAACUUGGGUAAUUAAAAACCAAUAGGACCAAAUCUAAUUCCAUAAAGGGUUUCCCUGCAUAGUUAAAGAUGAAUUGAUGAAACAUUGCAAUGCACAUGAAACCACUAAGGUCUUCUAGCAAUUUCAUGACCAUUUUUUAAACCUAAGAAAGUACUACAUGAACAAGCAUGUCUUUCUAUGGGUCUCACUUGCCUUGUGUAUCAAAUGUGUAGAGUGAUAUUCUGAAUCAGAUAAUCUCUCAAGGUCUGUUGCAGCCCUGAGAUCAAUGAUUUUUUUAAACUUUGAAAGGAAUAUAUAUGUAUAGACAUAUUCACAUAUUUUAAAUAAGUGGAUGUAACACGCAGACCUAGUUAACAUAUCACCAACUCUAUGAAGCCUUCUCCCAUCUCUUUGUUGUCCAGAAUCCCAUUGUACCCUGUCUUCUGUAUGGCACGUCACUUGGUAUCAUGGAUGAUGGCUGUGUAGUCAUCUAGCCUAAGAGCUAUUUGAGGGCAAAAACUAUGUAAAACUUUUUUUGUCUUUCAUCCCUUCUUACACCCGGUAUAGUGCCUUUCCCAUGGUCUUUAAAAAUAUUUACAAAAUUAAUGUAUCCUAGAAGAAAGGCUGGAGAAAAUAAGGCACACAUAAUGCCUUAGGAGGAAACACAGAUGGUAUUCAUAAGAGAAACCUUUAACUUGUUUGAGAGAGCAGUUGAAACUGUAACUCCACAGAUAGAUGCCAGAACUCACUGGAACUGCAAGGAAGCAAAUAACACACCCAGGCAAGGCCACUGACUCCUGAAGUACUGAAAUAGUUUUCACAUCGAUACUAAGAAAGACCCUAAGCGGAUAUUUUUAAAUUCUCUACAAUUUAUGUUUCUUUUCGUAUGAAUAUGUAAUAUUGAAGAACAUAGCUCACAUGUACUUGACUUUAAUCAUACCACUGUAUUUCCUUCACUGAUUUCUCUUCAUGUCCCCCUUAGUAUGAUAUAGUAAAUAGCUGUUUACUUCUUGUCAUUUUAACCCUCCAUUCUCUACAGAUGACUCAAGUCUAGAACCCUGGCCAUUCAAACACCUUCUCAGUAGUUAUCUCUUUCAAUAUAAAUGAGAACACAUUGAUUCUGUAUCUCUCCAUCUAAUGACCUACCUAUAGAGCUAUCUAUACUCCCCAAACUAGGUCUCUCUCUGAAUUUUCUUGUAUCAUUCUUAUAUUCACCUUUAACUUCUCUGCACCUCAAUUUCCUUAUCUGUAAAGGUGAAGUAGUACCUAUCUUAUAGUGCCUGUGGUACCUCAUAGAGUUAGUUGUGAGGAUUUCUUAGAAAUUAAUGCAAAGUUCUUAGCACAGGGCUUGGCACAUAGAAAAGACUUAAUAAAUACUUACUAAAUGAAUGAACCAGGUUACCCAAACCCAAAAUAUUGGAGAAGUUUUCUUUUUGCCUCUCUCAUAUCCAAUCAGUGAUCUGAUUCUUAGGAAUCAGAAUUUUAGAUCAGUAAACGAUGAUCAAAUCCCUGUCCUUCCUGCCUUACUGUUUAACAAUAUAUAAUAAAAACAAAUAUUUAUUGAGCACUAAGUAUUUAAAAGAAAACUCUCUCUAUUCUCACAACACUUCUGACGCUAAACAUGUGGAGUUUUCCUUCGCAUUAAACAAUCCUGACACUAACUGUUUGGAGCUAGAGCAGACCCCCAGGUUAAGGGCUCAGUCCCACAAAACUGCCUCCACUUCAGAUGCCAGCCUCAAGUCCUAGGUUGUACUUCUGACCAACUGGCUGUAAGUUGGGGGUUCCCAUGACCCCCUCCUCAGGUUCUAUAAUUUGCAAGUACAGCCCAAAGAACUCGGGGAAAUGCUUACUUAUGUUUAUUAGUUUAUUUUAAGGGUAUGAUAAUAAAUGAACAGACAGAGGAAGAAAUACGUAAGGUGAGAUCCAGAAGGGUCCUGAGCACAGAAGCUUCUGUCUCUGUGGAGUUGGGGGUGCACCAUGCUCCUGGCAUGUAGAUCUGCUCACCAAGCCAGAAGCUCUUCAACCUCUUUGGUUAGGGCUUUUAUGCUGGCUUCGGUUAAUCAGAUCAUUGACCCCUGGUUGAUCAAAUCAUCUCCCCUCCCCAGAAGGUGGGGGGUGAGACUGAAGUUCCAGCCCUCUAGUCACUUGGUUGGUUCCUCUAAUAAUCAGCCCCCAUCCUCCAAGACUCACUUCAUUAGCAUAAAUUCAUAUGUAGCUGAAAGGGUCUUAUUAUGAAUAAAAAAGACGCUCCUCUCUCCCCUACUGCUCAAGAAAUUACAGGAGUUUUAGAAGCUUUGUGCCAGAACCG
Molecule: messenger RNA, 3822 nt
Organism: Balaenoptera musculus (blue whale)
Lineage: Eukaryota; Metazoa; Chordata; Mammalia; Artiodactyla; Balaenopteridae
Gene: HYKK
Product: hydroxylysine kinase
Exons: 5
Coding region: 386-1516 (376 amino acids)
Molecular function (GO): amino acid kinase activity
Source: RefSeq, a predicted model, not a curated record